Lethenteron reissneri (Far Eastern brook lamprey) is the source of this 3407-nucleotide messenger RNA. Its product is annotated as kinesin-like protein KIF28. Lineage: Eukaryota; Metazoa; Chordata; Hyperoartia; Petromyzontiformes; Petromyzontidae. Gene Ontology annotation, biological process: microtubule-based movement. Gene Ontology annotation, molecular function: microtubule motor activity; microtubule binding; ATP binding. The record is from RefSeq and is a predicted model, not a curated record.
AUGGAAGGAAAUACCACUCGGAUAAUUAAACCCCGUUCCGGGGAUGCAGACGUGAAGACGUUCACAUUUGACUACAGUUACUGGUCACAUGAUGGUUUUGUUGCCCAGGAAAAUGGUUACUUAGCACCAGAGAAUGAGCAAUUUGCUGACCAGAAACGCGUGUUUUCCGACCUGGGGGAAGGAAUUUUGGAAAACGCUUGGAAUGGAUACAACUGUUCGCUCUUUGCUUAUGGCCAGACUGGCUCGGGAAAGACCUACUCUGUUGUUGGUGGCUCGGCAAACAAAGGCAUCUUGCCCUUAUUUUGUGAGCGUCUCUUUGAAGACAUUGAGCGAAAGCAAGAAUCUGCAGCAGAAGGCACAGAAUUUCAGGUGUCUCUCAGCAUGGUGGAGAUCUACAAUGAGCAAGUACGGGACCUUUUGAAUCCACAAAGCGGGAGACAAGGAGGUCUGCGCAUCAGGGAGAAAGUUGACCACGGGUUCUUUGUGGAGAACUUGUUAACGGUGCCUGUUGGGAGCUACGGCGACAUUGACAGUCGAAUUCAAGAAGGGACACGGAACCGGACGAUUGCUGCUACACACAUGAACGCCACUAGCAGUCGGGCGCACACCAUUGUUGCCAUCACCUUCGUGCAGAAGGCAGUGAGCGACGGUGGCCACACCCUGCAGAAGUCCUCAACCAUCAACAUCGUGGACCUGGCUGGCAGCGAGCGAGCAGGCAACACUGGGGCCGCCAGGGAAAGACUUAAGGAAGGCUGCAUGAUCAACCAGUCUCUCUCCACGCUCGGCAAUGUUAUAAAAGCACUCGCUGAUCAGGGAAAAGGAGUUCAAAAAUCUACAGUACUGCCAUUCCGAGACUCGGUACUCACAAAAUUAUUGAAAAAUGCUCUGGGAGGCAACAGCAAGACUAUCAUGAUUGCAGCGCUGAGCCCUGCGGAUGUCAAUUAUGAGGAAACCUUAUCCACCCUCCGCUUUGUGGACCGGGCAAAGGCAAUCCGAGUGCAGGCGGUGGUGAACGAGAGCCCGACCAGCCGUCUCGUCCGUGAGCUACAGCAGGAAAACAUGCGACUGCAAGAACUGCUGAGCCAGGCCAGCGACGGCGCUGAGAAGUCUUCCUCGCCUGCCUCUUUUAAUGAAGAGUUGGAAUCCCUGCGCCAGCAGCUGGAGCAGAACCGGCGGGAGAUGGAGCACAUGGCCAUGAGCUGGGAACAGAGGCUGGCAAGCGAAAGGCUUGCACAUCAGCAAAAGCUGAAAGAGGAAAAGGAGCUGCGGGAAAAAAGGAAGGCGAUACCUCACUUGUGGAACUUGAACGAAGACCCCGCACUUACUGGCCUUCUCUGCCACUUCAUCCCAGAAGGAUCCCUGUUUAUUGGAAACGGAAAAUCGGAAAACCCGGCUGGAAUCAUUUUGCACGGGGUCGGGGUGCUCCCUCAUCAUGCCUCGGUGAAUAAUAAGGAUGGUGUUAUCAUCCUGGCACCGUCCCCAGAGGCCAGGGUGCUCAUGAAUGGCUGCCCUCUCACCCAGCCCGCCCUCUUGAACCACAAUGACAGGCUCCUGCUUGGUGCAUCACAACUUUACGUCUUGUAUGAUCCCAAAGCAGUGUCUGUGGACUCUGGAGGAGAUCGCAAGCAAACUGUAACGUUUGACAAAGCUCAGGAGGAGAUUGCUUGUAACAGUGGCCUCUGCAUGGCAGUGGGGGGUAAUUACUCCGAUGAUGCGCUGAUUUGGGAGGAUUUGCUGUCCUUGCUGCCGGCGUUGUGGGAAGGUAACGGCAUCGGAGAGGAGCUGGGAAAGGGGACGCGUUUCGAGGUGGUGCUCACCGCUUCGGGGGGUCAUGGGAAACACGCGGGCCUCGCGCAGGUGCGUGUUAAAAUGACACACCUGGCAUCUGGCCUGGAAUUCCUGCUGCGCCCGAGGGAGUUCCUGGGCAGACGGUUUCUUAUGCAAGAGAUGUACCAGCGAUACCUGCAGGGCGACAACUGGGAUCUGCCCCGGGACAAGGACCCGUUUUGGGAAUGUCCGGAGAACACCGUGUCUGUGGGUGUGGUCCAGGUCGCCCUGCAGCCUCUUUCCCACCAGCUGGCGGUUAGCGAUACUUACCCCGUGCUGGAUUGUCAUGGGCAGGAGCAGGGGCAUCUGCAUGUGCUCAUCCAGCCGUGUGACUCUGAUGGUGCGCCCAAACGCCAGCAAGUCGGCGAUCCAAACGAGCUGAUUGGUAAGCAACUGCACCUCCUAAUAAGGAUUUUGGGGGCCCGAGGUAUUCCUGAGCACUUCACUAAGACUCACUGUAGAUUUAAGCUGUUUUGUGAAGAUGAGGAUGAGACUGCAGAAGUGGCCUCAAGUAACCCUGACUACAACUUUGAGAAGACCUUUUUCUUCAGUCCUGUCACUGAGGAGUUUUUAGAUUACAUUGCAAAGUCUGUUCUCACCAUUGAAGUCUGUGGAACACAAGUUGAAACGGUGAAGGAAGACAAAGCUCAGUGUGGACAAGAAAGGAACCAAACGGGUCCAAGCAAAAACCAUAUGUUUUAUAUCCAGGAUGCUGAAACGGUGCGGCAACUGGAGGAAGCCGAGCGGAAACUGAUUGUUUUGUCAGACUUUGUUUAUCAAGCACAUCGGGAUCGUGCAACAGUUGUCUUACUGAAAGACAUCCAGACGGCACUGAGUGGGGAGACGCCAGUAUACCGCGAGCUGGUACCAGGGCCCCUUUUCCGGCGCGUGGGAGCCUCAUGUCGCCAUGACCCACACUCUGACAUCUCAACCGUCUGUGUUAUCAUAUGAUGCUCACGGGGCUACGCAGCAUGUGUUUCCCACCACUGGGCCACCUUUCUGUCAGAUUCCAACAUUCGCUGGGGAGAUGGAAGUUAACACUGAUCAUCUGAAUGCAAAAGUCUGACCUUAGCAUGUGAGCAGUAAAUAUUUUCCACCCAUAUUCGCCGGUGGCUUUAGCAGAUGUCUGAAAUGGCCUGUUAUUUAGAAAUCUGGCUUUCAUAGUUUACAGUACUUUUGAAGUGUGAAAGUAGUGAGCAUAAAUCUAGGGGUUUUGUUUCUUUCUUUUGGUCUCGUAAUGGGAAUAUGACAUCUAAGUUUUUUUCAGAAUCAUAAUAUGUAAUUAUACUGGAGGAAUCCGAUGAGAUAUAAAGCUAUUUUUCACAGCUGUUCAGUAGUUUCACAGAUGUCCAGAAGUUUUGCAUGUGACAUGCUGCAAACAGUGUCCUUGUUGGACCCAUUCAGUUUCUUGUGUGGUCAAAUAAUUAUUGUGGCCUCAGCUAAGAUAUUUUUUGAAAUCAUAAUUUCAUAAAAUGAGAUUUAAACGAUUCUGAAAGUGUGUUUGGCUGGAAGAGUGAGUCUAAACUUUAUUCUAAAUAUUAUACAAUUCUAUUUAUACAGGUAUCCCUCGAUUUGAAGCU